AAAAAGUAUUUUACACACAUAAUAUGUGCCCAUUACAAUCUGUGUAAGAAUCGGAAUGCAUGAUUUGUCACCUAGAAUUGAAAACAUGUGAAUAAAACCGUAAAUACACAAAUAAAUGCCACACAACAUUUUCUGAUAGUGAUUUAUUGAUACAAGUGGCGCGUUCCGGCAGUCAACCACGUAACCUCCCACUCUGCGCCAUUCAGUGUUGUUGUUUAUGUAUGUAGCUAGUGAGCUAAGCUGUAGCAUUAGCAAUGUCUUUCAAAAGGAGACAACUCACAAAUGUGGGAAUUCUGGAGAUUUUUAAACAUUUUGACAAUGAGUCUGAAAGUCAGGAAUCAGAUUCUGACAGUGACAGUGAGGAGCUGCCCCCAACCUUGUAGCAAUUGAGAACCCUGAAUCUGAAUUCCCUUGUCCACUGACGAAGUACCAGGUCCCUUUGAAGAUGCUGGUGGUGAUGGAGGCAGACCGACAGUGGAUGAAGUACAGAAGUUCUGUGGUAGCUGGAAGGCCACCAGUCAUUUCACCCCUCCCUGCUGUUUGCUUUGACGAGUCCCAGUCUGGAGUGCAACGCCCCUUGCCAUUUCUAACUGAGGCAGAGUGCUUCAAGUUGUUUCUGACAGAGGAGCUGGUGGGAAACAUAGUAGAGGAGACCAAUCGCUAUACCUUGGAGCUACAGGAGAUGAGAGAGCCAGGAGUGAGGGGGAAACUUGCUAAAUGGGUGACAACCACAAUUUGUGAAAUGUAUACCUUCCUGGUGACAGUCCUUCUCAUGGGGAUAGUAAAGAAGAACUCUAAGAGAAUACUGGAGCACAGAUCCUAUGUUUGCAACUCCCUUCUUUGCCACCCUCUUUUCCCAAGACCGCUUCCUAGUUCUGCUGCGAUGCCUGCAUUUCGUCAACAAUGCUACUGCCAUCCUAAGUCACACGUUAUACAAAAUAAGAAAUGUUCUUAUCAGCCUGACAUCAGCAUUUGGUCGGGUCUUUGUGCCAUACAAGGACCUAUGGAUUGAUGAGUCCCUGAUGUUAUGGAAAGGUAGGCUGGCGUUCCGUCAAUAUAUUCCCUCCAAAAGGCACAGGUUUGGAGUCAAGUUCCUUGUCAUGUGCGAUGUGAAGACAGGAUUUGUCCAUGAUAUUAUAGUUUACACAGUGUCCACCACUGACAUCAAACAUUAUGAGGGGCAUGGGGUGUCCGGGUCCGUGGUGAUGACCAUGCUGGCUCCUCAUCUCGGCAAGGGACACACUUUGUAUGUGGACAAUUGGUACAGCAGUCCCACACCCUUCCAGCAUCUGCUCUCCAACAGCACAGGGGCCUGUGGCACAGUCGUGUCGAACAGGAAGGGGAUGCCGGCAUUCGGAUGCAGGAAGAUGCAGAGAGGAGAGGUGGAGUUCCAGGAGAACGGUCAACAGCUGGCAGUAAAGUGGCAUGACAAACGAGACGUCCAUGUCCUCUCCACUGUCCAUACAGCAACCAUGUCGGCCACAGGGAAGGUGGACCACCUGACGGGAGAGAGAAAGAUCAAACCAGAUUGUGUGCUUGAGUAUAACCUCAAAAUGGGGGCCGUGGAUAAGGCGGACAUGAUAAACAGCUUUGUGGAAUGCACUCGGAAAACGACCAAGUGGUAUAAGAAGAUAUUUUUCCAUCUGAUCGACACUGCUGUCCUCAACGGCAGCGUAGUUCACCGCCAACUAACAGGUGAGAUGAUUACUGAACAAGGUAUUUUUGAAAUUGGAUGUACAGUUCACAUACAAAUCCAUUAUGCAAUUAUAGUGACAAUAUCUCACCCACCUACCCACUGCCUCAUCAUCCUCUAACUUUCCUCAUCCUCCCCACUCCCU
Oncorhynchus kisutch (coho salmon) is the source of this 1838-nucleotide messenger RNA. RefSeq names its product piggyBac transposable element-derived protein 4-like. The record is from RefSeq and is a predicted model, not a curated record. The coding region runs from base 822 to 1814 and encodes 330 amino acids. The transcript has a single exon. Lineage: Eukaryota; Metazoa; Chordata; Actinopteri; Salmoniformes; Salmonidae.